ACUUCCCCUCUUCCAGCUUUGAGAAGGACAUGCAACUAUAUUCCUAGGAUUCAUAUCCCUUGCUUCGUUCAUUAAUAGAAUUCCGCAAAGUCAAAUCCUCGCCAUGGUGUCCCUAGCAAGACUAUGGUGGAGAUGGAUACGUAUGUUGCCCCAAUGGAUACUGCAUACAGGACUUAACACUUUUUAGCAUACUUCGGCUUUCACCACGUAUUAAUGGCAUUUAGCUACAUUUCCAUUAUAUUUAUAUCCAUCAUCGCAGCCGGGUGCACAACUACAGGACUGAAAGAUAUUUAUCUCAUCUCUUUGUCUUAUACAGCGAACAACACUACCAACGUACCGGACCGUGCUUCGGGGCAAGUUAGCACAAUUAUUCCUUCUAUUUUUACUUCCACUACCAUCAAAAAUAGUAGUUUGGAAGUGCGGGUAGCAUACUUCGGUCUGUGUUUGCAGCGGCUAGGCGGCCAAUGGAUAUGUUCCAGCGCUGAGGAUCUAGCUUCCUCGGAGAUAGAUGCUAAAAGCAGUUCCCCGGAAGGAGGUGGUGAUCCUCUCAACCUGAUAUAUCUUGCUGAAAAGUUUCGCAAAGAGGUUGUCUUCGUUGGGCUAUUGUUUACAUCGCUUGCUCUAGCGAUUAUAUCUAUUUUCAUUCUGCGUACAUAUCCAAGCUGGUUCCUAGACUACGAUAGUGACAGUGUUUCAGAUAUUGGUCGAACACUGCCUGGUCCUACCACUAUGUCUUCCAUCGUCACCGCUUUUAUGUCUCUUGCGACUAUGUUGGCCUUUGUCGCUAUACUAUGGCAACAUCUCGGAGGAACAGUCGCUGCUACGAUGUACACAACAACAACAUAUGGCGCAGUAGCUGCUCAUAUAGGUGUCACAGCUACUGCCCUGGGCUGGGUAACCGUGUUUGCCCAAAGUCUCACAUUGGUUGGUAUCAGUGUCAUACGACUUACACGCGUUCUAUAGCGUUGCUCUAGGCGACUCAAAAGAUCGACUAAUAUGUGCGGAGAUACGGAAUUAUAAAAACACUAGCGUAAAGCUGUGGGGGUCUGCCGCUAUGUGAGAACUUGACUAAAUUAUGAUUACCAUCCUCCAAUAACUACAAUUUCUCAUUUGCUACCGUUUCAUUGGAAUCUCCUGUACUCCAAGAUGACUUCACCAGCUGUACACCGUCUUUCACUAGCCCAGCGACCAAGGUCAAACAGCCCGUGCAGAUUAUCGCAACGACCACAACUGUAAGAGUAACCUUUAUACUGGACGAUAGAGAGGAUGUCCAAAUAGCAGGUAAAAUAGCCCCAGCUCCUAGCAUCACACCGAUAACAAAGAUGUUGCGGGAGAAAAACUUAUACCGUAACGCGUUUGCGACUGUGUCCAAGUUGAAUACAAUAUAAAUAAACGGGAUAGAGAGGCCAAGCCCUAUGCCCACUGUUUCCAAAUUAG
This is a messenger RNA of [Torrubiella] hemipterigena, 1437 nucleotides long. The record is from the annotation of a GenBank genome assembly. NCBI's taxonomy places the organism in Eukaryota, Fungi, Ascomycota, Sordariomycetes, Hypocreales, Clavicipitaceae.